Messenger RNA from Anopheles cruzii, 3073 nucleotides. RefSeq names its product protein argonaute-2-like. Lineage: Eukaryota; Metazoa; Arthropoda; Insecta; Diptera; Culicidae. The annotation marks the transcript as partial. The transcript has 6 exons. The record is from RefSeq and is a predicted model, not a curated record. Gene Ontology annotation, molecular function: RNA binding; protein binding.
UCAGCAAGAUCCGCAGAAGCAACAGCAGCAAGGGGGGGCGACUCAACCCAAGGAACAACAGCAAGCGGGGCCGAACCAACCGAAGGAACAGAAGCAACAGAAGCAGCAAGGGGGGCCAAAUCAACCGAAGGAACAGAAGCAACAGAAGCAACAGAAGCAGCAAGGGGGACCAAAUCAACCGAAGGAACAAAAGCAACAGAAGCAGCAAGGUGGGCCGAGUCAACCGAAGGAACAGCAGCAAGGUGGGCAAAGCCAGUACCAUCAAGGACAACAGCCUCAAGGAUCGUGGAACCAGCCAGGGCAACAGCCUCACCGUGGAACCAGCCAGGACAACAGCCUCAAGGACCGUGGAACCAGCCAGGACCGCAACAACAUCAAGGUCAACAGUCUCAAGGAGCAUGGAACCAACCGGGACAACAGUCUCAGGGACCGUGGAACCAGCCAGGACAGCAGCAACAACAACAACAAGGGUCGCACACCCUCGGUCGCUUCGACGAAAUCUUCGUCCUCGGGUGAUGGUGUUCUCCCGUCGCUUCCGGAAGAUCUGAGCAACAUGCAAGUGAGCAAGCAAAAGAUACACCGAACGAAUCUGUAUCCGGUGCUGUACCGCAGCGGAGCGCACGGCAAGAGGGGUAAACCGGUGACGGUGGAGGUUAAUUCCUUCAUUAUGCAGAUCGACAAACUCAAGAGAAUUGCAUUCCACUAUAACGUAACGAUUGAGCCGGAUCGUCCGGAAAAAUUCUUCCGUCCAGUGUUUGCACAGUUCUGCCAAGAAACGUACCCGAACGUGUGCUUCGCCUAUGAUGGACAGAAAAGUGCCUACACUGCUCACAAGGUUGACGAUAGCCGAGCGACGGUUACGUUCCAUCCAUCGGACAGGGGUAAAGAAAUGCAGUUUAAGGUGACGGUAAAAUUGGCAGCAACAGUGGAUCUGGGAUCGUUGAGAGACUAUAUGCAGUCGUAUAUCGGAAGCAUGGUUAUACCGAUGGCCGCCAUCCAGUGCCUGAACGUGGUGCUGCGCUGCCCAUACGAGGGUAACGAUCGGGUCGUGCGGUUCGACCGUAGAGUUUACGAGGUGCCGAGAAAUCGCAUCGACCUCGGCAAAGGGUACCAACUCUUCUACAGUCUGUUCCAGACGGUCAACCUCGGCUCCAAACCGUAUGUGAAUGUGGACGUGUUCCACAAGACUUUCCGCAAUAGUGAUCCGCUGGCUGAAACUUUCGUCAGCUUGAUAGGAGGAAACCUGGACACAAACCGUCCGCUUGAUGGUAGGUUGGUGAAGGAACUGCGCGACUACGUAAGCGGUAUGAAAAUUUUGUACUUGAGACCACCGGAUAACAAACGAAUACAAAUGAAAUGCAAAGGGUUGCGUGACGCUGCCAACGCGCAACAAUUCACGCUCGACGAUGGCACCAAAUUGACCGUGGCCGAUUACUUUAGUAGAAAGUUAAACUAUAAGCUGCGCUAUCCAACGCUGCCUGUUGUCCACGUCCAUAGUUUGGGAUCCCACGUUUUCAUCCCCCCCGAGCUGUGCCUGGUUUUGCCAGGCCAGGCCCCAAACAAAACCCCUGAAGAGUGCAGGGCAAAUAUAAAAAGGCUUGCUGCAACCAGCCCGCAGGAGCGGAAGGAAAAGAUUAUGCGCUUGAGCACCAACAUCGCGUACAACAACUCGCCCACACUGAUCGACUUCGGCGUGGGGGUGGGCAAGGAGUUUGAGAAACUGCCGGCCCGCAUCAUCGACCCACCGACGGUCGUGUACGCGGGCAAUGACGAGGUACGCCCCACUCGCGGUGUUUGGCGCGCCGAGGGCAAGAGAUUUACCGAGCCCAGUUCGACAAUUGCCAACAAGACACUCUGCUGGCGCAUCCUGAAUCUCGAUGGUUCUACAAACGAGACCAUGGUGAAGGAGUUCGGGAAACAGAUCUACAAACACGCGCGCAAAUGCAACAUGAAACUCGAACCGUUCUGUAUGCGGACGACCUCCGUGCGUGUGCGAAACGUUUGUGAGGCUGUGCGCGAUUUGUCAAAGCUGCUGUUGAACAUUAAAAAGGAUCAGCCCGCCAUCACGAUCGUGAUCAUACCGUCAUGCGGCGUUGUUUACGCCAAAGUAAAACAAACGGCUGAGCUUGACACCGAACGCAUCGGACUGCUGACGCAGUGCAUUCAAGGAAAAACGGUGAAGUACAAGCGCACCGAUGGCAGCACGAUCAACUAUAUACUGUCGAAGAUGAAUGCUAAAAUGAACGGCUGCAAUUAUCGGUUGGCGCUACACACGCAACCACUGUUGGCCAAAGGAAGAAUCAUGUACAUCGGGGCCGAUGUGUCGCAUCCGUCCGGCGAUGAUAUUUUAAGUAUAGUAGGAGUUACAGCCGUGUACGAUCUGCACUGUUUCCGGUACAAUUGUAGCUUGCGGCUUCAGAAGGCGAACGACGAAAUGGUUCGCGAUCUCGAGAACAUCGUGCACCGCCACGUUCAGUUGUACCAAAAGUACAACGGCAACCUACCGGAACGAAUCAUGUACUACCGGGACGGUGUUUCGAAUGGGCAGUUUGCGGAAAUUCUAAUGAUCGAAUUGCAGGCCAUCCACGCGGCCCUCGCGCGUAUCGGAGCGAACUUCAAACCGCCCGUCACGUUCAUCGUGGUGCAGAAGCGCCAUCGUAAGCGCUUCUUCCCGGUGGGCAACUGUCCGACGGAGGGCAAAAACGGCAACGUUCCACCGGGCACGGUAAUUGAUCGCGAUAUUACUGCGCCGAAUCGGUUCGAGUUUUAUCUCGUGAGCCACGCGACCGUCAAGGGUGUGGUCAAACCGACCAAGUACGUGGUGCUGUACGACGAAUCGGAGUGCAAUUCGGAUCAGCUGCAAGCGAUGACGAACAAUCUCUGCUACAUGUUCGCGCGCUGCAAUCGAGCCGUCUCCUAUCCGACACCGACGUACUACGCCCACCACGCCGCCUACCGCGGUCGUAUUUACCUGAAAAAUCGUGGCAUCAACAUGAAUGACUUGGAAGCCGCCUGCAGGGAAAUUCAAAUUUCCGCAGACGUACACGAAAAGUAUCCCAUGUUCUUUAUCUAA